Molecule: messenger RNA, 5251 nt
Organism: Chrysochloris asiatica (Cape golden mole)
Lineage: Eukaryota; Metazoa; Chordata; Mammalia; Afrosoricida; Chrysochloridae
Gene: RREB1
Product: ras responsive element binding protein 1
Exons: 11
Coding region: 44-5251 (1735 amino acids)
Biological process (GO): regulation of transcription by RNA polymerase II
Cellular component (GO): nucleus
Molecular function (GO): DNA-binding transcription activator activity, RNA polymerase II-specific; RNA polymerase II cis-regulatory region sequence-specific DNA binding
Source: RefSeq, a predicted model, not a curated record
GUUCUAUGGCAGAGGCUUCUUAGGAGCUUAAACGCUCGUCCCAAUGAUGUCAAGUGGCUUGGAAGGUUCAGACUUAUCUUCCAUCAACACCAUGAUGUCAGCAGUCAUGAGUGUAGGGAAGAUUGCUGAGAAUGGCGGAAGCUCCCAGGGCCUCAAGUCCCCCUCAAAGCCUCCAGGACCAAAUCGGAUUGGCAGAAGGAACCAGGAAACAAAAGAGGAGAAGUCUUCCUAUAACUGUCCCCUGUGUGAGAAGAUCUGCGCUACACAGCACCAGCUAACUAUGCACAUCCGACAGCACAACACAGACACUGGAGGAGCCGACCAUUCCUGCAGCAUCUGCGGGAAGUCUCUGAGCUCGGCCAGCUCCCUGGACCGCCACAUGCUGGUGCACUCAGGCGAACGACCAUACAAGUGUACUGUGUGCGGCCAGUCCUUCACCACCAAUGGAAACAUGCACAGACAUAUGAAGAUUCAUGAGAAGGACCCUAGCAGUGCCACAGCUGUAGCCCCUCCAUCCCCACUGAAGCGCAGGCGGCUGGCCUCCAAGCGGAAACUGAGUCACGAUGCUGAGUCUGAGAAAGAAGACCCUGCGCCUGCUAAAAAGAUGGUAGAAGAUGGGCAGUUGGGUGACCUCGAGAAGAAAACCGAUGAAGUUUUUCAUUGCCCAGUGUGUUUCAAGGAGUUUGUUUGCAAGUAUGGGCUGGAAACCCACAUGGAGACCCAUUCAGAUAACCCCCUAAGAUGUGACAUUUGCUGCGUCACCUUUCGGACACAUCGAGGAUUGCUGCGCCACAAUGCACUUGUCCACAAACAGCUUCCGAGAGACGCGAUGGGGAGGCCAUUCAUACAGAACAACCCUCUCAUUCCUGCUGGCUUCCAUGACUUGGGAUUCACCGACUUCUCCUGUAGGAAGUUUCCCCGAAUUUCUCAGGCCUGGUGUGAAGCGAAUCUGCGGCGGUGCAUCAGCGAGCAGCACCGCUUUGUCUGUGAGACAUGCGACAAGGCAUUCCCCAUGCCCCUCUCACUCACCCUGCACCGGCAGACCCAUGGCACCGGGGAUCCGGGGGGAGAGAAACCGCAAGCCAAGCCCCUGGAUGGGGACACACUCGAUCAAAAGGUCUUCCUGGCCUUCCUGGGCCUGCAACACACCAAAGACGCAAAGCCCACCCUAGCUGAGGACCCGCCGCCGGAUGACAACCAAGCCAUCCAGCUCGAGACACUCAAGUGCCAGCUACCUCAGGAGCCUGCCUGCACCAGCCUGCUGAGUCUACCCCCUUUUGAGGCCACCUCCCUGGGAAACCAGCUCACCAUCCUCCCCGCCACCAAGGAGAGCAUGAAACAUCUGUCCCUGCAACCUUUCCAGAAGGGUUUCAUCAUCCAGCCCGAUAGCAGUAUUGUGGUCAAGCCCAUCUCCAGCGAGUCAGCCAUCGAGCUGGCCGACAUCCAGCAGAUCCUGAAGAUGGCCUCCUCGGCGCCCCCCCAGAUCAGCCUUCCGCCCCUCUCCAAGGCCCCAGCCUCCCCCAUGCAGACCAUCUUCAAGCACAUGCCCCCGCUGAAGCCAAAGCCCCUGGUUACACCCCGCACGGUGGUAGCCACUUCCACACCCCCGCCCCUCGUCAAUGCCCAGCAGGCCUCCCCAGGCUGCAUCAGCCCCAGCCUGCCCCCUCCACCGCUCAAGAUGCUCAAGGGCUCGGUGGAGGCCACCUCCAAUGCCCACCUGUUGCAGUCCAAGUCCAGGGCCCAGGCCAAUGCCUCCACCCAGCUCUUCCUGCAGCCCCGUGCCGAGCUGCCAGGUCAGCCCGAGAUGAAGACGCAGCUGGAGCAAGACAGCAUCAUCGAGGCGCUGCUGCCCUUGAGCAUGGAGGCCAAGAUCAAGCAGGAAAUCACAGAAGGCGACCUCAAGGCACUCAUGGCAGGGCCUGCCGGCAAGAAGGCACCCGCCAUGCGCAAGGUCCUGUACCCCUGCCGCUUCUGCAACCAGGUGUUCGCCUUCUCAGGGGUGCUGCGCGCCCACGUGCGCUCCCACCUGGGCAUCUCGCCAUACCAGUGCAACAUCUGCGACUACAUUGCUGCCGACAAGGCUGCCCUCAUCCGCCACCUGCGCACACACAGCGGGGAGCGGCCCUAUAUCUGCAAGAUCUGCCACUACCCCUUCACUGUCAAGGCCAACUGCGAGCGGCACCUGCGCAAGAAGCAUCUCAAGGCCACCCGCAAGGACAUCGAGAAGAACAUCGAGUAUGUGACCAGCAGCGCUGCUGAGAUGGUGGAAGCCUUCUGCACCCCAGAUACCAUAUGCCGGCUGUGCGGUGAGGACCUCAAACACUACCGGGCGCUGCGUAUCCACAUGCGGACCCACUGCGGCCGUGGCCUGGGAGGCUGCCACAAGGGCCGCAAACCUUUCGAGUGCAAGGAGUGCAGCUCAUCCUUUGCAGCCAAGCGCAACUGCAUCCACCACAUCCUCAAGCAGCACCUGCAUGUACCCGAACACGAGAUCGAGAGCUACGUCCUGGCUGCUGAUGGGGGCGUCCCUGCGGACGGGCCCAUAGCAGAGGCCACCGGCAUGGUGGAGGAGGGUGGCUGUGGUGCCUUUGUGGACCGCAAGCCCAUCACAGCCUUCCUGGAGGCCCAGAACGGCUUUCUGCACGGGGGUCCUGUACCAGCCCCCCACGUCUCCGUCAAGCUGGAACCCACCAGCGGCUUUGCAGUGGACUUUAAUGAGCCCCUUGACUUCUCCCAGAAGGGCCUGGGCCUGGUCCACGUGAAACAGGAAAACGCAGCCUCUUUCCUCAGCCCCUCCUCCCUGGCCCCCUACGACUGUUCCAUGGAACCUAUUGACCUCUCCAUCCCGAAGAACCCCCGGAGAGGAGACAAGGACACAGAUGUUCCCAGCGAGGCCGGGAAGUCUGAGCAGGACCCCCAAGAUGGCGAGAAAUCACUGGUCUGUCCACCCCUGUGCCCUACCACGCCAGGGGUGUUUGGGCCCAAUGGUGGCACGGACAAGCCCACGGCCCCAUCUGCCUCAACAGUGCCUCCCCGGGAACCCCAUGCUCAGGCCCUCCAGGGACCUGUGCAACUCGCGGUCCCCUUUUACUCCUCAGCUGUCGUGAACAGCUCUCCGCUCCUGGGCAGCCCCACCCUUCUCAGCAACUCAGCUCUCAUCAGCAGCUCAUCCCUGUUGCGGCCAUUGCGCCCCAAGCCACCCCUGCUCUUGCCAAAGCCCCCUGUGACCGAGGAGCUGCCCCCGCUGGCCUCCAUCGCUCAGAUCAUCUCUUCUGUGUCCUCAGCCCCCACCCUGCUGAAGACCAAGGUGGCCGAGCCAGGGCCUGCCAGCACCAGCAGUGGCCCCGCAGGUCCCGAAACUUUGGGAGGUGCCGUGCCCAAAACUGCCCACACCCCUGUGGACACCACAAGCCCGCAAGAAUCUGGGGACCUACCCCCAACAACCACCAGCCCUGAGACCACCUCUCCCACCGAGCAGGGACCUGCUGGCACAUCCAAGAAGAGGGGCCGGAAGAAAGGGACGAGGGGCCGGUCCAAGGUCACCAGUGGUGGUGUGGACCUCGACUCCAGCGGGGAGUUUGCCAGCAUUGAGAAGAUGCUGGCCACCACCGACACCAACAAGUUCAGUCCGUUCCUGCAGAACACUGAGGAUGAGAUACAGGAGGAGGCGCCCUCAGCCCCGGCUGAUGCCCACGGUCCCAGUGACGAGGAGCAGGCCAGCCCCCCAGAGGACAAGGGGCUGAGGGCCAGGCGGAACUCCUAUGCCAACUGCCUGCAAAGGAUCAGCUGCCCGCACUGCCCCCGGGUCUUUCCGUGGGCCAGCUCCCUGCAGAGGCACAUGCUCACGCACACAGGUCAGAAGCCUUUCCCUUGUCAAAAAUGCGAUGCCUUCUUUUCUACCAAAUCUAACUGUGAACGCCACCAGUUGCGCAAACACGGAGUUACCAACUGUUCCCUGAGAAGAAACGGGCUUUUCCCCCAGUCCAGAGAGAGUGAUGUUGGCGCCCAUGAUAGUACAGAUAGCCAGUCAGACACGGAGACAUCGACAGCAGUAAAUGAGGUGCUAGACCUGACCUCCCGGGAGAAGGAGCAGCAGGCACCAGAAGGGGCUCCUGAGCCCAGCCAGGUGGGAGAAGACCCCCCAGCAGAGGAAGCCAGGGGAGGAACAGCCUCCCCUACAAGUGGGGGCGAGAAGGGAGAGGAGAAGGAUGGGGCACCAGAGGAGACAGGUGCUGCCGAGGAGAGGGCUGACGAUGCCGAGAGCCUGGAGGAGGACACGGGCAGCAACAAAAGCCUGGAUCUCAACUUCGCCAGCAAGCUGAUGGACUUCAAGCUGGCCGAGGGUGCCGCCGCGGGAGGCGGGGGCUCUCCCCAGCAGGAGCUGAAGCAUGCCUGCCAUGUCUGUGGAAAGAACUUCAAGUUCCUGGGGACCCUGAGCCGCCACAAGAAGGCUCACAGCCGGGAGGAGCAGAAGGAGGAGGGCAGGCUGGGAGGGGCUGAGGGGCCUCUGCCCACCCCGGUGGCCAGCCCUACCCCGGAGCUUGAAGACAUGCCCACCGGCUCCGCCGCUGUGGAGCCAGGUGCUGGGGAGACCUUGUUGGAGAAGCCCCCGGAGGAGGGGGAAGGCGUCUCUGAUGGGGAGGGCACAGCUGAGAAGAAGGCCUCGGAGAGAAGCGAUGAUGACAAGAAGCCAAAGACAGACUCCCCCAAGAGUGUGGCCAGCAAGGCUGACAAGAGGAAGAAAGUGUGCAGCGUGUGCAAUAAGAGGUUCUGGUCUCUGCAGGACCUGACCCGGCACAUGAGGUCGCACACAGGGGAGAGGCCGUACAAAUGCCAGACCUGUGAGCGCACCUUCACGCUGAAGCACAGCCUGGUUCGCCAUCAGCGCAUCCACCAGAAGGCCCGGCACCACGGGAAAGAUGGUGACCAGGACGAGAAGGGUGAGGAGGAUAGCGAGAACGAGUCCACACACAGCGGCAACAACCCUAUCUCAGAGAGUGAGGCCGAGUCCACGCUGACCACCAGCAACCACAUGGCCAUCACAAGGAGCCGCAAGGAGAGCUUGGCCAAGGAGGCCAGUCGCAAGGAAGAGAAGACUGCGGGUCGGAUGGAACAGGCGUCUCAGGGUCCCGCUGACCAGGAGGGCCCGGCCACCCCAGAGCGGGACCUGUUGGAGACGCCCAGCAGGAGGCCGGCUCAGCCCGUCCUGGCGGCUGAGGACGACUCAGCGCCAAUCCUGGGAAUGGAAUGA